This is a messenger RNA of Apodemus sylvaticus (European woodmouse), 1302 nucleotides long. RefSeq names its product C-type lectin domain family 4 member A-like. The record is from RefSeq and is a predicted model, not a curated record. The coding region runs from base 242 to 952 and encodes 236 amino acids. Lineage: Eukaryota; Metazoa; Chordata; Mammalia; Rodentia; Muridae. The transcript has 6 exons.
UGAGUUCUGGUAUCGCUGUAAUUCUAUGAUUGGCCUGGGUGCAUCUUCGGUCUGCCAUCCUUCCUUUGCAGACCAGGGGAGUGGACUUCAUGCGGCAAGCUGAGGGCAGCUGCCUGUUACCACCUCUCAUCCCUAGCUGGCAUCGGGACAGUUUGCUGCCACGUUUGUUUCCUGUUCAGAAGAUAUUUUAAAGACGGGAUGACGCAUCUCUUCUGAGGGCAGGGGGAAUUUUCUUCUCAACAUGUUUUCAGAAAACAUUUAUGUUAACACGAACUUCAAAAAUAAAUUUGACUCCUCAGACAUCGACACAGACUCUUGGCCAGAUCCCCAAAAGAACAGGUCUCAGAAAAGUUGUCACAAAUUCUCCAAGGUCCUCUUUACCUCACUCAUAAUCUAUUUCCUGCUGUUGACAAUCUUAUUCUCCAGUGCUCUGAUCACUUUGUUUAUAAACUAUUCUCAGCUUCUUGAAGAAAAAACAGUUAUAAAAGAACUGAACUAUACUGAAUUGGAAUGUACAAAAUGGGAUUCACUCUUGGAAGAUAAAGUCUGGAGCUGCUGCCCAAAGGAUUGGAAGCCAUUUGGUUCCCACUGCUACUUCACUUCAACUGACUUGGUGGCACCUUGGAACGAGAGUGUGGAGAACUGUUACCAAAUGGGUGCUCAUCUGGUGGUGAUCCACAGCCAGGAAGAGCAGGAUUUCAUCACUGGGAUCCUGAACACUCGUGAUGCUUAUUUUAUAGGACUUUCAGAUCCAGGCCAUCAACAAUGGCAAUGGGUUGAUCAGACACCAUACAAUGACAAAGCCACAUUUUGGCACACAGGAGAGCUCAGCAAUGACAAUGAACAAUGUGCUAUAAUAAAUCAUCGUUGGAGUACUGGAUGGGGCUGGAGUGAUAUCCCUUGCAGUGAUGAACAGAAUUCCGUUUGUCAGAUGAAGAAAAUAUACUUAUGAAUCACACAUUCUCUAUGGCCAUGGGAUUGCACUGUUUUCCACCAUUAUACAGACACUUGGAAAGUUCUUCAUGAGGAAUAGAGGUCCACAGAAUUUUAGGUAGGCAGCCAAUGGUUAUACACAUGAUAAUACUGUUACAUAUGUAAAUUUACAUGAUCAUUCUUCAUUCUCUUAUAUAAUGAGAAUUCUCCAUAGUACCAGAGACUAUAUAGGUGACUCUGUGCAUACAUGGAAGCAACAAACUUCUCUGCCCAUUCUCAGAUUCCCAAAGUCUUAUUUGCUAAUAGGAUUGAAUGGUUUAGUCCUUCUACUCAUUUCUCUCUCUCUCUCUCUCUCUCUCUCUCUCUCUC